Messenger RNA from Hypanus sabinus (Atlantic stingray), 2247 nucleotides. RefSeq lists its product as uncharacterized. The coding region runs from base 1581 to 2210 and encodes 209 amino acids. Gene Ontology annotation, biological process: retrotransposition. The record is from RefSeq and is a predicted model, not a curated record. Lineage: Eukaryota; Metazoa; Chordata; Chondrichthyes; Myliobatiformes; Dasyatidae. Gene Ontology annotation, molecular function: single-stranded RNA binding. Gene Ontology annotation, cellular component: ribonucleoprotein complex. The transcript has 2 exons.
GCCAGGCAGCAUCUCUAGGAAGAAGUACAGUCGACAUUUUGGGCCGAGACCCUUCAUCAGGACUAACUGAAAGAAAAGAUAGUAAGAGAUUUGAAAGUGGAAGGGGGAGGGGGAGAUCCAAAAUGAUAGGAGAAGAUAGGAAGGGGAGGGAUGAAGCUAACAGCUGGAAAGUUGAUUGGCAAAAGGGAUACAGAGCUGGAGAAGGGAAAGGAUCAUGGGACGGGCUGAGGGAGAAAGAAAGGGGGAGGGGAGCACCAGAGGGAGAUGGAGAGCAGGCAAGGUGUGGUUGUGAGAGGGACAGAGAGAGAAAAAAGGAAAAAAUGAUAGAUAGAUGGAUAGAUAGAUAAAUAAAUAAGGGAGGGAUAGGGUAAGAAGGGGAGGAGCGGCAUUAAUGGAAGUUAGAGAAAUCGAUUUUCAUGCCAUCAGGCUGAAGGCUUCCUAGACGGAAUAUAAGCUGUUGUUCCUCCAGUCUUAGUGUGGCUUCAUCUUGACAGUAGAGGAAGCCAUGGACAGACAUAUCAGAAUGGGAAUGGGACGUGGAAUUAAAAUGUGUGGCCACUGGGAGAUCCUUUGACAUAUCAGAAUGGGAAUGGGACAUUGGACAUAUCAAAGGAAUCAUAGGUUCGAUUUUGUCACUUAAAAAAAAUUGGAUAGGUAUAUGGACAGGAAAGGAAUGGAGGGUUAUGGGCUGAGUGCAGAAAGGUGGGACUAGGUGAGAGUAAGCGCUGGGCACAGACUAGAUGGGCUGAGAUGGCCUGUUUCCGUGCUGUAAUUGUUAUAUGGUUAUAUCAGAAUGGGAACGGGAAAUUUGACAUAUCAGAAUGGGAAUGGGACGCUUAUCCAUGGCCUCCUCUAUGGGUGUGUCUUAUGAGGAAAGAUUGAGCAAGUUAGGGUUUUCCUCUUUUGUAAUAAAGGAUGAUGAGAUGAGAGUACCUGUCUUCCAGUCAAACAAUGACUAAUAAGAAAGGACAUACUUUUAAGGUGAUAGAAGGAAAAUAUAGGGAGGAUAUCAGAGGUAGAGCGUUUUAUUUAAAAAAAACAGAGUAGUAAGCGCAUGGAACACACUGCCAAGUGUGGUGGUUGAGGCAGAUAUAUUAGGGACAACUGAGAUACUGUUAGAUAGGGACAUGGAUGAAAGAAAACUAGAAGGCUCUGUGGGAGGGAAGGACUAGAUUGAUCUUGGAGUAGAUUAAGAAGUCAGCAAACAUUGUGGGCUGACGGCACUGUACUGUUCUGUGUUCUGUAACAAGUUACUGUUUCUGAAAUUGUCUUUUUUUGGAUGGAACUAGUUGACUUCUUUGCUUCUCAAGGAUGUCCUCAAUGGUGGGGAGGAUAAUGCCCAUGAUGGAGCUGGCAGAGUUUAUAACUCUCUGCAGCUUGUUCUGAUCCCAUGCAUUAGAACCUCCAUAGCGGCGGUUCCGGAGACGUCAUUAUCAAGAAUUAUUAAGAAUUAUUAAGAAUGGCAGCUUAAGUCACAAGCUCCUCCAGAAAAAUGUGUAUUAAGCCCCGUUAUCCCAUCAACUAUGAUAUUUUUUGAAAAAUAUUUGAACUGAAAAGAGGGGCAAGAAUGGGGAGAAGAAAUGGAAAUUAAAAAAAGCAACAUUGCAGAGCCUGCAUCCAAGAGGAGUGCAGCGAGCGGCUCUCCGACCCGACCGCGUGCAAGCGAGGCGGCUGCUGGGCCUCAUUCAGGCGAAGUGGCGAAUAUCUUUGAAAUCCUGAAAGAAAUAAUGGAGGUCCAGAAAGAUAUAAAGCAGCAGCUCCAUGAUAUUAAGGCAGAGCUCGCCAGCGUUAAUCAAAAAAUAGUGGUGACAGAGACUCAAAUUGAGAAGGUGGAAGAUCGCGUUCAAAAUGUUGAAUGGAUACUGAGCAAGACAAUAAAAAUAAUACAUCACCAAGAAGGUAAACCGUUUGACCUGGAGGGAAGAUCACAGCGGAAAAAUAUCAGAAUCUACAACGUUCCUGAAGGAGCAGAGGGCUCGUCUAUGACCGAGUUUGUCGAAAAGUUACUGCAGGACGCACUGGAUCUUCCCUCGGUUGUGGAGCUGGAAGUCGAGAGAGCCCACCAUGCAUUCGUUCCGAAACCUACCCAGGAUAGAAAGCCACGUUCAAUAAUAAAUAAAUUCUUGUGGUACAGCACCAAGACGCAGAUUCUACAAAGAGCCUGGGGACGCGGUUGUACCAGACGGUGGAAGAGGCGACUACAGACAUGAAGGCCAGAGGGUUGCCAUUUAGCGUCACCAAAAUGAG